UCUCGACCAAUAGAAAUAAGGGCAAGGCUCAACACCCCUGUUCAGGGAUCUUGAUAUAUAAGCGGCGUAAAACAUCCAGAGGCUAUUGUUCACAUCAUCCUGCACACACUGCUGCUUUUUGGAAGACCUUUGGUUGAGUAUUUAAUGAGUUCCAGGAUGGAUAGCAAGUCUUACUCGGUUCAGGUGAAUGGGAAUGGGGUCCACGACCAAAGCGUCACCAGCAAAAGACUGAAGCCGGCUGCAGCCACAGUGAAGGGAGAGCACGGGAACGUCAAAGGCAGCUUGAGUCUCACCAAAGCCAAGAGCCGCAGGCAGCGAUGGGAAGUGAAGCCCUCGGAGAUGGCCAACAACACUCUGAAUCCCAUCAGGGCCAUCGUGGACGGGAUGAAGCUCACGCCCAAUCCGGACAAAGCCAUGAUCUCGCUUUCCAUAGGGGAUCCCACUGUGUUUGGGAAUCUGCCUACACAUAAUGCAGUGCUGCAGGCCCUGAAAGACGCCAUAGACUCCCAAAAGUACAACGGCUAUGCUCCUUCUGUUGGUUACCUGAAGAGCCGGCAGGCCGUAGCCAACUUCUACAGCUGCCCCGAGGCGCCGCUGGAGGCAGAGGAUGUGAUUCUGGCCAGUGGCUGCAGUCAGGCCAUCGACCUGGCCAUCAGUGUCCUGUGUAACCCUGGGGACAACAUCCUGGUCCCGUGCCCCGGCUUCUCCCUGUAUAAGACCCUAGCUGAGUCCAUGGGCAUCGAGGUCAAACUCUACAACCUGCUGCCAGAGAAGUCGUGGGAGGUCGACCUGCAACAAAUGGAGAGCCUGAUUGACGAGAGGACGUCCUGUAUGAUAGUUACCAAUCCAUCCAACCCGUGUGGCUCCGUCUUCAGCAAGGAACACCUGCAGAAAAUCCUCCAAGUGGCUUCCAGACACUGUGUCCCCAUUCUGGCGGAUGAAAUCUACAGUGACAUGGUCUUCCCAGGUUGCAGCUGUCCUUCCAUGGCGUCUCUAAGCACCGACGUCCCCCUCCUCUCCUGCAGCGGCUUGGCUAAGCGAUGGCUGGUCCCCGGUUGGAGGAUGGGAUGGAUCCUCAUCCAUGACAGGAAUGACGUCUUUGGAUCAAUGAUUCGACAGGGCCUGGUGAAACUGAGCCAACGUAUUCUGGGAGCCUGCACUAUCAUUCAAGGGGCCCUGGAGAGCAUCCUCAACAACACCCCCCAAAGCUUCUACAGCAGCACCAUCGGCUUCCUGCAGACCAACUCUGAGAUUUGUUUCAAUGAGCUGAGCACCGUCCCAGGCCUGAACCCUGUCAUGCCCUCAGGAGCCAUGUACCUCAUGGUGGGGAUUGAUAUGAAUCACUUUCCAGAGUAUAAUGACGAUGUGGACUUUACUCAGCAGCUGGUGACCGAGCAGUCGGUCUUCUGUCUCCCUGCCUCAGCCUUCGAGUACCCUAACUUCUUCCGCAUCGUCGUGACGGUGCCCGAGGCCAUGAUGGUGGAGGCCUGCGGUCGGAUCAGGGAGUUCUGUCAGCGCCACCAUCGGCCCUGCAGCCGCAACAGCAACGACCUGGACCAGUGACGCGUCCGAGCUGAGACCACAACAUAGAGGACGGAACAAUUGUCCACCAGUCCACUAUUCGCUGCUGGAAUCGUCAUCAGUGACGAAGCGACGCAUCUGAUUGUCCACCGCAGGGUUCUUUUGUAAUGUUGGAACCUGUGCGAUGAGCAGACCCAAUAUUUAUAUUUUAUACAGGCAGCGUAUCUAUGGCUUGUUCUUGUGUAUUUAUAUCAUUCCUUUAAUGCUGUGCACGUCAUGUGACGUAACCUCUAUAAACUGCAGUUUGGUAAACAGCCGGCUUCUUUGCUGUCCCACUUAGGGGAAGUUAAUAUAUAUAUUUGUUAUGGAUAGACAUCCUACAUCGGCAUUCCCUUCAUCAGGACAUGCAAACAUUCUCUGCAUAUUGUUUGUAUGUUAAUUGUGUGUCAUAUUUAAUAACACAUAAUGUAUAUGAAUCAACAAAGUGUAUUUCCUACCGAAUAAACCACGUUGCAGACCGAUAACAGACAGACCGGCGUACAAUAGCAUAAUUAUCUAAUCUAUUUUGUAUCUUAUUUUCAUGCCGUCAAACGUCCCAACUUCACAGCACUUCCAUGCCAUUCGCUG
This is a messenger RNA of Pungitius pungitius (ninespine stickleback), 2148 nucleotides long. It is a transcript of the gene tat, whose product is annotated as tyrosine aminotransferase. The transcript is spliced from 12 exons. Gene Ontology annotation, biological process: biosynthetic process; L-tyrosine catabolic process; L-phenylalanine catabolic process. The record is from RefSeq and is a predicted model, not a curated record. Lineage: Eukaryota; Metazoa; Chordata; Actinopteri; Perciformes; Gasterosteidae. Bases 145 to 1563 code for a protein of 472 amino acids. Gene Ontology annotation, molecular function: L-tyrosine:2-oxoglutarate transaminase activity; pyridoxal phosphate binding.